Messenger RNA from Exophiala spinifera, 3432 nucleotides. RefSeq lists its product as uncharacterized. Gene Ontology annotation, biological process: silent mating-type cassette heterochromatin formation; regulation of transcription by RNA polymerase II; rDNA heterochromatin formation. The record is from RefSeq and is a predicted model, not a curated record. Lineage: Eukaryota; Fungi; Ascomycota; Eurotiomycetes; Chaetothyriales; Herpotrichiellaceae. Gene Ontology annotation, molecular function: zinc ion binding. Bases 1 to 3432 code for a protein of 1143 amino acids. The transcript has 2 exons.
AUGGCGACUUCUCCCAACGAGGGCGUUUCGAUUCGGACAGUCAGACUCAAGGUGCUUUACACGUUCGACAUCGACCAGAAAGACAACCACCUCGCAAGAUGGCCUCAUUCCCUGGAUGUCCAGACUGCAUUUGUGGACGAGGCCAACCAAAUCGGUGUCAUUGACUUACGAACUUGCCUAGAAGCUGUCACUACAGCAAGCCCGGAAAUGACGGCCAACCCCGAUAGCGACUACACAGUCUACGCCUACGAUUACUCAGAACCGGACACACCCCUGGUAGGUCAAGGUAUGCUCUCAAAAACACUAGCAGAUCACGACCAGGGCGCAGGAAGUGACGCCGAAGCUAUGGUGACUGGGAGAAUCACAAAAAAUGUUAUGGGGUUGUUUUCCAGGAACGCCCAAGAGACUCUCGAAGUCAAGUUGAGACUCAGACCGGUCAACACCUAUUUUCAGAGAAAUAGAUCAGGCAGCAUUAGCUCUCAGGACGGUGUUCGCUCCUGGGGUACGGGUUUUGGCGGACAGUAUGCUCGAUCAGGCUCACCUGUUGAUACGACUGGUCUCGAGAAUAUGCAGCGGAUGCUCAACGGAGAAAACUUGCCGAUUCCAGGACAGCUUAGUCGGCCAGGCACCCCUACUGGGACGCAAGCAUUGAAUGCCCCAUCACGUCAGGCUGCUGUCCAAUCCAGACCCAGUUCGAGAGCUGGAAUGCGGCAGAUAUCUCAUUCAAGACGUGAUUCUUUCAACUCUGGUUACUACAGUGGUGAAGAGAAUACGGAGGAAGGCCCAGCCCGAAAGAGAGCGAAAAUCACAAAGGUCGACUGGCCGUCCAAGUCUAAUCUCAACAUCGAACGUCAACCGGAUUCCCUACGUGUUGCAGCCAGCACCGCUUCUAGUGUCCGGCUGCAUCGCCCUGUCCCAAUAAAUCCUGGCGUUGCUCAAGCUGCAGCAGCUGCAGAAGAUCCUGUCAGACCACCCACUCCCAUUCCGGUUAACAAGUCGGGCAAGCCUCGUGGCAGGGUCGGACGACCACGGAAGAAUGCUCCAAGCAAUCUCGCCCAAGGUGCCCAGGUCCGGGAGUCAUCUCCAGCCCUUGAUUCUGCCUCGCACGCGGAGCUUCUGAACAUCCCCAUAACCUCACCCGAGGAAACACGAGGUCGAAGUGUUUCGAGCACGCCCGCGAAUAUUCCUUCUUCCCCUCCUGUCAUGCCAGAUCACCCAGCGAUUACGAGCCCUGCUCUUCCCCCUCUAGCCAACCAUGACUCUGGCUUCAUGAGUGGCAACCUUGACGACUUAUUUGGCGAUGACCAACUGCUUCACUUUGAAGACUUUAUUAUUGACAAGCCUGACGAGACAGAUAUUGGCGAAGGUGCCGCACAGGCUCAGCCUGCUGAUUGCUCCGAGUAUCCAACUGUUUUCGAAGACGAUUAUGAUUUUGGCGAGAUAGCUACCGAAGCUCCAAAACCUGAAAUGGUGCCUCCUCCGUUACCACCGCCGGCGGCUUCACGGUCUUUGGCAAGGGCACAGUCUUACACCCCUGCCUCUCGAGCAAGCAUGUCUUCGCCAAGAUUAGCGCCAGCACCCAUCCCCAGAGCACGUCAGAUUAUGGAAGAAAGACGUGAGCAGCAACGACUUAAGCCAAUUGCCCCUGCAUUGGUCCCCAAAAGUGAUCCUGCCCCAAGGAAUAUCCAACGAGCACAAACAUGGGCUCCUGACAGUGAUGCCAUCAUGUCGGACGCAUUUGGUAUGGAUGAAUCCAAGGCAAAGGCUGCAACCAAAAAGAAAGUAGGAUUGGAACAGACGAAGGCCAGGCUCGAAAAUGCAAUUGCAAAAGGAGAGAUGCCACCAUUCUGUGACAACUGCGGCUCGAUCGAGACCCCAGCAUGGCGUCGAGCCUAUGUCAAGAUUUUUCACAAUGGUUGGGAUCAGAUCGAGACAUCCUUGGCAACAGGGGAAUGCUGUUACAAGGAAAUCUUGGAGACGAAUGAAGAUGGUUCGGUCAAAACUUUCAGAGGAUACAAGGUUGAAAAGAGAGCUGGAGACGAGGAAGACAAGUGGACGGCUGUCAUACUUUGCAACCCUUGUGGGCUGUGGUUCCAUAAACAACGAUGCCCACGACCACGUGAGAAGUGGCAGAAGAAGGAUCCGAAGGACAAGGGCAAGAGAAAGAGGAACAAUGUUGCGAAAGAUCCGAAGAAGGGUAAUGCAAAUGCAAACCCUAAAAGUGAUGCUCAGACGCCUGCUAGCGACGACUCUUCACCAGAUACCGGCACUGAAGCACCUGAUGCGGAGGAAAAUGACAACGAAAUGUCCAACAAUGAGCUGCCCCUUGACGAGACUGAGCCUCAAUUGCCCUCAAUGCCACGCACGUUUAGGGCCAGUAGUGCCGGUCCUGGACCUCGGGGUCUGCAAGCUCGUCACCAGAACCGUCGACCAGCUGGACGCCAGGUACAAUCGAGCCCUGGGCAUCGCAACGGCUCUGAAGGCCUUCCGAUUGAGAUCGACUUGACCCCGAAGCCUAUUCGGCGACAACUCUUUCCUUCCCCGGACAAACCACGAGUGCAGUCAGACCCAAGUCACUACACCACCGCCGCAAAGCAUGUGACGCAUCUCCCCGCCUUUGUUCGCCGCAGCCCUCGACUGAACAAGACCAGAGAUGUGUUCGCAACGCAAGCUGGUUCUGUGGCGAUUACUGUUGACGGCAAGGAGAAUGCAGAGCCGGCAGCUGCUGUCGUAGAUGAUGGCCUCGCAGAUUUAUUUGAAGAAGCUCCCCUAGACGUGGAGUUGCCUCCUCCAGUGACACCACAGAGACGAUCAGAAAGACUCCUUCUCAAGACACCUUCCAAAACCCCACAACGACAGUUCGGUGCCGAAAUGUCACCCAAUGCCGACUUGUUACCAAACUUCCGCACGCCGAAGUCAAAGCAAAGACAUCCUCAUCCUGCCCCAAGCACGCUCCAUAUCUCUAAAGGCGUACUUGAGAUGACCCCGUUUACUCGUUCAAUUCAUGAUGCUAUACUCAACGAUGCUCCCUUCAUCACGGACGCGACUGGCGAAGGGAAGACAUCCGACGUUGCCGAGAUUAAGAAAACUCCCCCAAAGAAGGCUAUUUCUUUCGAUUUUCCCGACCUACCUUCUCUUAAAAACUCAUCCCCGAUGUCAGCAGAACAAUUACUCAACUUUAACUUCUCAGAGUUGACAACGGAUCGUUUGGACAGCGAUUUCGUAGACCCUUUUACAACCACGGGGAUGAUGCCUAGUUCGCCCCCCGCGGGUUUAUUCGACUUCCCCAACGCUGAUCAUUGCAUGGACGACAUAUGGUUCAAUAUGGUUGAUUCUAAUGCAGGACAGUCCUAUCCUGAGUCUUCCGCGCCCGCCUUGGUGACACCAGGUCAGAGUUUGAGGAGGAGUCCUCGAACCCAGAAGGUGAAAUAA